CAAAAUUUGACAUGGUAACGACCUUUUAAUACAUGAUUAUGUGACACGAAUGUCACGCGAUAAAGCAAAUGUUCUACACAAAGUAUAAAACUAAGGAAAAUGACCGCUGACCACACUAACCUGCAGACCAUGUUUUUGAAAUUUUAACGGUAAGAACAUGGCAACCUCAAUCGAGUUCAGAGUGCCUCAAAACAAUCCAAUAAGAGCGAACCUGCAAGCAAAGAAAAAGCCGCCACAGAAAACGCGAUCGAAGGGGCAACUAGAACAUCGAUCUUCUGCAAUCUUGCCAUUUUCGGCCUGGGUAGAACCGCAUCGUGGACAGACUCAUAGAAGCUCACAUGGAGCCCGUGAUGAAGAACUUCGACUCAAAAAACUUAUACAAGAGAAAGAAGAAAGGCUUAAAGAAUUCCAGCAGGUGGUUAAAACAAGAGUCAGAAAUAUUGAGCAAAUGAAACGAGAGGAACAACAUGGCAUGUCGGUGGAGGCUUUUGAAGUGGAGCGCAAUGUUGUUCGACAGAGUUCUAUACCUAGCACUGUCAGACGGGACAAUUGUGUUUAUCGGGAUGAGUCUGAGCUCAAAAUCCAAAGGAGCGUGACGCGAGAUUUCACAGCAGUGGAUAGUGCGAGCCAGCUGUUGGAUGAACAUGCGAAAAAAAUCAGAAAUUGUUCGAAACAUGCAAGGAAGGUUCUCAGUUCCAAAAGUCUUGGGGUAGAAGUUGAGCAAUAUAGUAAACUCCUUCCUGGAGGCUUGUGGCGUACUUCUCCGACUAAAGAUCAUGGUUUAUCCAGGAAGCCAGUUUCUCACUCAGAGGCACAAAUUCGUAGUGGUGAUUCACUUAAAGAAAUCGGUGAUUACUGGAUUGGAGAAAAUGCCAUACAAGACCAAAGUUUGGAUCAAGAUCACUUCAUUCCAGAGAGUGGUUUGCCAAGAAGUGGAGACCAGUUAUCACUUGAAAAACAUGUUCACUUUGAAAAUGAGGAAAAUUCAGAGGUAGAAAACGAGGAUUGGGACAGCCAGCUUAAAAAAAAUGAUGAUGCAUCAGCCAAGAGAAAAGACAAAUAUGUUGAAAUGCUUUUACAGCCUGCUAAGCUAUUGGAGGAAAACAAAGCACGUGCAAAAUCUCAAGUUGCUGUGUACAGGAGGCUGUUUAUGGACAUUGAGAGGGAGCAGGUGAGGGAAAACAUUCGGAUGAGGGAGCAUCGUAAAAGAAUGGAAACUUUGAAAGUUGAAAAGGAAGUUGAACGCCUCGAGAUAGAGCAACGGCAGAUUGACAAUCUUAAAAUGCAAAGAGUCAGAAAAGAAGAGGAGUCUUUUCUCAAAGCUCAAAAGGCAAAGAAAAGGGAAUUGGACUUGGUUAAGAGACACAAAAAACUCCAAAAAGAGAGGGAGACAGAGAGAUACAUUGAAGCUUUACAGGCUGUUUUAAGAGAUAAGGCACAAAGCAAGAACAUUGUUCUUCCUCCCUUGUGUUCAUGUGGACUAACAAUCUGGGACACAAACCCUGAUACUUGUGCUAACAACUGCGUUUUUUAUAAGAACCCUAAAGCAUAUGCUAAAGCUUUGUCCACAGUAUUGGCAUCCUCAAACCUUGAUUGAUUGUAACAUUAAGAACUCACAUGAAUGACUUUGUAGGCCUUUUUACUGAUUCUCAUGCACCUGCGGGAGAUCAAGGAGUCAGGGUUUGCAUUAAGAAAAGUAAAAGCAGGAGAAUAGCAUAAAACAACAAGUGAAUAUUCUCCCUUGUUGAAUGGAAAGUAGCUUAGGCAAAUAAAAUUUACACAGAGAAUUCUGUGUAGCAUACAGACAAUUUUUCAAUCUUUACACCCAAUGAACACCCAGUCAAUAUUUUACUGGAAGUCAUGACUAGUUUGUGCUUAAUAACUAAAAACUUCUCAUGCAGUAAGAUGUUGUCUGUGAGAGCCAAAACCUUUUUCACUGCAUUAAAAAAGGUGUCUACUCUCAAAAACAGAAAAUGAUGCCACAGCACAUAAAUAUUAUUUGGAAAUUCCUUCCCAACAGACAAAUGACCAUCUACUUGUCUGCUCAGGUUUACUAAUUCAGAUUGCACGGCUGAUUUAUCUUGUGGGUAAAGCUGCUUGUCUGGCUGAUAAGAGAGAGCCUGCAUGAAGGUUAUCUUACGCAUACUAUUUGUCAACCAAUCUC
Stylophora pistillata is the source of this 2164-nucleotide messenger RNA. RefSeq lists its product as uncharacterized. The record is from RefSeq and is a predicted model, not a curated record. Gene Ontology annotation, cellular component: centrosome. Lineage: Eukaryota; Metazoa; Cnidaria; Anthozoa; Scleractinia; Pocilloporidae.